Exophiala bonariae is the source of this 759-nucleotide messenger RNA. RefSeq lists its product as uncharacterized. Gene Ontology annotation, molecular function: U1 snRNA binding. The record is from RefSeq and is a predicted model, not a curated record. Gene Ontology annotation, biological process: mRNA splicing, via spliceosome. Gene Ontology annotation, cellular component: U1 snRNP. The transcript is spliced from 2 exons. The coding region runs from base 1 to 759 and encodes 252 amino acids. NCBI's taxonomy places the organism in Eukaryota, Fungi, Ascomycota, Eurotiomycetes, Chaetothyriales, Herpotrichiellaceae.
AUGGCCACCUCAUUGCAGAACCCUCCAAGCGCGACGAUCUACGUCAAAAACCUCGAGGAACGGAUCAAGAUUGAUGCACUCAAAACGGCGCUCACCGAAAUCUUCUCCGAGUUUGGUAACAUCAUUGAUCUUGUGGCUAAGACGAACCUCAAAGCCAAAGGCCAGGCAUUCAUCGUCUUCGACAACCCCGAAGAUGCAGCGACGGCGAUCGAAGAAGUGAACGGGUUCGAGCUGUUCGACAAGCCCAUGCAACUGGAGUUCGCGCGCACCCGAUCCGACGCUACGGUCCUGAAGGAAGACGGGGAGCCAGGGCUGGAGAAGUGGAAACGAACGCGGCUCGCGGAGAAAGAGAGGAAGCAGGCCGUGGAGGCUACACAGCAGAAACUCAAGAGACCGGCGCCAACUGCUGGACCGCAGGAUCCAUCUGGUCUGGCUGCGAGACCUGCGAAGGCCGUCAAAGGUGCGGGUCUCAAAGCCUCGGGCACGAAUAAUGCAGCGAUCAUUCCGGACGAGUAUUUGCCCCCGAACAAGAUUCUGUUCCUCCGAGACCUACCGGACAGCUACGAUGCGGAUGGUCUAUCGAGGAUAUUCAGCCGGUUUGAAGGGUUUAAGGAGGUGCGCUUAGUACCUGGCAGAAAAGGGAUUGCUUUUGUGGAAUAUGAAGCGGAAGCCGGUGCUAUCAGUGCAAAGGAGGCCACCGCAGGCAUGCAAUUGGGUGACGAAGGCAAGGGUAUCAGAGUCACCUAUCAACGCGCAUAA